Messenger RNA from Nerophis lumbriciformis (worm pipefish), 3591 nucleotides. Lineage: Eukaryota; Metazoa; Chordata; Actinopteri; Syngnathiformes; Syngnathidae. The record is from RefSeq and is a predicted model, not a curated record.
AUGCCAUGGUUGCAGGACUGCACGCUUCUUCUGUUGCUGCAACACUUUGUUUUUGGCCAUGGAGACUUGGACCUUUCUGUCUUUUCAGGACAAGGCGGUGCCCCCCAAUCAGGGUCCAUCGUCCAUCCAGUGAAAACCAACGCUGACGGAGAGUUCCUCUCCCAUUCUCUGUCUCACCACUUCCAGCAUGGACGAGUCAAGCGAGAUCUCAGCUUAUUGGCAUGCGUUUACUACAAGCUCAACUAUACUGGUGGCUCUUUGACCCUCAAUUUGACGGAAAACCAUCAGCUGCUUUCCGACGACUACAUCCUGGAGAGUCGCAAUGGCAGCGCCAGCCAGACAGAGAGCCGGCGGACGCCAUCGGGGACGUCCUGUCACCUUCUUGGCACUGUGGAGGUGUCAGAUGUGAAAGGAACUGCUGCUAUCAGCACAUGUAAUGGACUGAGAGGCUUCUUCUCCCUCCCUGAGGGACACUUUUUCAUCGAGCCACUCCCAAAAUCUGCAAGCAAUCCCGCAGGUUCCCCAGAGCCGCACAUCAUCUCGCAGAGAGUUACCACGGUAACGCACAGGGAAAAACGCAGCGCCAAAGGAAAACAGACACCAAGUCCGUGUGGAGUAUCAGAUGCCGACUCAGUGCAGCAAGAAAGAGAGCGGGAGGAGUGGGAGAUGGAUCAGGGUUCAACCCGGUCCCGGCCCCGGCGCUCAGUCAGCAGAGAGCGCUGGGUGGAGACCAUGGUGGUUGCCGAUUCCAAGCUCAUCGAAUACCACGGAAGCGAUAAUGUGGAGUCCUACAUUUUCACCAUCAUGAAUAUGGUGGCCGGCAUCUUCCAUGAUGCCAGCAUUGGGAACGCUAUCCAUGUCCUCCUGGUUCGUCUGAUUCUACUACAGGGGGAAGAGAAAGACCUAAAGAUUGUCCACCAUGCAGACACCACUCUGUCUAGCUUCUGUGCCUGGCAGAAGAAUUUAAAUCCACAGAGUGACACGCACCCCGCCCAUCAUGACCUGGCUGUGUUGGUUACUAGGAAGGACAUCUGCGCUGGAAUGAACCAACCCUGCGAGACCUUGGGCCUGUCUCAUCUUUCUGGCAUGUGUCAACCGCACCGAAGUUGCAACAUUAAUGAGGAUUCAGGUUUACCGGUGGCAUUCACAAUCGCCCACGAGAUGGGUCAUAGCUUUGGAAUCCAUCACGAUGGCCAAGGGAACGACUGCGAGGUUGGAGGGAGGCACCCCUUCAUCAUGUCCAGACAGCUGAUGUACGACAGUUCGCCUCUCACUUGGUCGUCCUGCUCCAAAGACUACAUCACACGCUUCCUUGAUCGCGGUUGGGGUUUCUGUCUGGAUGAUCGGCCUUCCAAAAGAGAUCUGACCACCCCUUUGGCACGCCUCGGUGUUCGUUACACCCCGCACCACCAGUGCCAGCUCCAGUACGGGCCCAACGCCACAUUCUGCCAUGAGGUGGAUAACAUUUGCCAGAUUCUUUGGUGCUCUGUGAAUGGCUCUUGUCGCUCCAAACUGGACUCGCCUAUUGACGGGACUCGCUGUGGACCAGAGAAGUGGUGUAUCUCAGGCGAGUGUGUAAUUGUGGGCAAACUUCCCGAGACGGUCAAUGGAGGCUGGGGACAAUGGACAACAUGGUCUCAUUGCUCCAGGACUUGUGGAACAGGGGUUCAGUCAGCAGAGAGAGAGUGUAAUGACCCCAAGCCAGAGUUCGGGGGGAAGUACUGCACCGGGGAGAGGAAGCGCUAUCGGACAUGUAACACAAGACCCUGCCAGAAGGACAGUCCAACUUUUAGAGAGAUGCUAUGCAGCGAGUUUGAUUCUGUGCCCUACCAUAACGAGCUCUACAAGUGGAUUCCUGUGGCUAACCCCAUGAACCCCUGCGAGCUUCACUGCAGGCCCGACACAGAGUACUUUUCAGAGAAAAUGCUCGACACUGUGACUGAUGGAACCCCGUGCUUCAUGAACAACAACUCCAGAAACAUCUGCGUCAACGGAGUGUGCAAGGAGGUGGGCUGUGAUUAUGGUAUCGACUCAAACGCAGUGGAGGAUCGUUGUGGCGUGUGCUUGGGUGAUGGCACUAGUUGCAAGACAGUCUACAAGUCAUUUGAGAAGGGAGAAGGCUUUGGCUACGUGGAUGUGGGGGUGAUACCUGAGGGGGCCCGGGACAUCCUGGUGAAGGAAACUGAAGAGGCAGGUAAUUUCCUGGCUCUGAGGAGACAAGGAUCAGAAGACUACUUCCUCAACGGCAACUAUAUCAUCCAAUGGAAUGGGGAGUACCAAGCCGGUGGGACCACCUUCUAUUAUGAACGUGAUGGGAACAUGGAGAACCUUACUGCACCUGGACCCACCAAAGAGCCGGUCAUACUCCAGCUGUUGUUUCAGGAAAAGAACCCUGGCCUUAAGUAUGAGUACACUAUUAAGAAAAGCAAAGAGACAGGAAAUGAGGUCAUCAAAUCCGUGUACAAGUGGAAACAUGGCGCAUGGACUGACUGCAGCACCACCUGUGGAUUAGGUGAACAACACCAGCCUGCACGGUGCUUUGAGAUUGAUGUGGGCGUUGUGGAUGAAUCUCUCUGUGACCCAGAGAUGCGUCCAGAAGACAGACAUAGGAAGUGCAAGAACAUGGAUUGCCCUGCCAGAUGGUGGGUCGGAGGCUGGCAACAGUGCACUGCCGCCUGUGGAUCGGAAGGCUUGAGAACGCGCACGGUGCUCUGUGUCCGCACGGUGUUGAGUGAGGAAAGGGUGCUCCAUCCUGUGGAGUGCAAGCAUCUCCUGAAACCCAAACCUGUUGUACCGUGUAACAGGGAUGUACCAUGCGGACAGGACUGGGUUGUUGGAGUUUGGGAAGAAUGUCCAGUGACAUGUGGGGGAGGUGUUCGCUCUCGUACAGUGACAUGUGCAUUAGCACCCCAAAAAACCUGCGACCUCGUUACCAAACCACGCACCCGAUCACUUUGCGCUCUGCAUAGCUGCCCCAGUUCGAGUCUUCAGCGUCGACCUGGGCCUCCUCCUAAAUACCGUCGUGUUUACCCUCCAAAGAGAAACACAACUCAGACUUCCUCUACACCCAGGACUCCCACAAGUACCUCAGCCACAGCUACAACUACCACUACAUAUUCAACCGCUAAAAUCCCUCCCCUGAAUCAUGAAGAUCCUUGUGAAUUAAAAACAGAAACAGAAGAGGGAAUGGACACCGAAGAUGGAAGCACACCCAACGUGGUAAUGAGCGUUCCUGGUUAUGACUACAUCACAGAAGACAGGGCACGAGAAGAGGAGGGGAUCAUUGACCUGGACGUCAGUACUACUUGGUUGAAAAGUCCUCUUAAAUCAACCACAUCAGUGCCGCAAGUAAUCAUCACACCCAGUUUACAAACAAGUGGCUCUGGCUUGCACACAACCAUAGAAGCCACCACAUCCUCCUUUACCACACAUGCUACUGCCAAGAUCAGUCAUCACAGCACUCUUCGCAUCACUCCAUACACCCACAGGAUGCAUGGCAUUCCUCUAACUACUCCCAUGUUGAAGUUGCUGGGGAUCCUUAAUGCUGGUUUCUUCCCACGGAUGACUCCGUUUGAAGCUCACUGCGCUUAA